Messenger RNA from Musca domestica (house fly), 1118 nucleotides. RefSeq lists its product as uncharacterized. Bases 13 to 1014 code for a protein of 333 amino acids. NCBI's taxonomy places the organism in Eukaryota, Metazoa, Arthropoda, Insecta, Diptera, Muscidae. The transcript has a single exon. The record is from RefSeq and is a predicted model, not a curated record.
UGUUUAAUGUAAAUGGUCAGUCAUUAUUGCGGAUUUAAAGCGAGUAAUAUGGGCAGCGGAUCACUUUUCACUGUUUUAACAUUUCUGAUACUACUUACCACAAGUGUGUCAUUUGAAUAUAAUCACCUUUUAUAUCGUUCAAUUAGAGGUGUAAAAGAAAAACCGCACAUUCCAACUAACACUAUUAUUAUCGAAACUCAUAUAUCAAAAUCGUCUGAUAUACGAUCCGAAAAGUUGACUGAAACGUUGUGGCGCACAUUUAUUGAAUUCGAAGCGCUUCUCGAAAACAUUGUCCAAAACAUUGCUGUAAAUGUACCUAAAAUAUCGAGUGAUACUGAUAUCUUCUUGGGCAAACUUAGAAACUACACUAUAUACGCUGUGGACAUUUUUAGCAAUAAGGUUAUUAAUACGGCAGAUCAAUUGUUGAAGGGAAUGUUUGAAGAUGUGGAGCAUCAAUUGGACGUAGUUAAAGUUGAAUUUAAAAAUUUGGCUUUAAGUGUUGACGAGCAUUUCGAGUGGGCUGUUAAUCAAUUGAACGAAACCUUGAUGAACAAUACAGAAGAAUAUGAUUGGUGGACGGCUCACAUAAAGUAUAAGUUGCGUUCCGUAAACGAUUCCCAGCUUUAUAAGGAAGGCUGCAAAGUCAUUGAUGAGUUUAUACAACAUAGUAAUGAUGAACUGCAAAAUUGCUGCAAAAUAUCUAUGAAACCCCUAAAAACCCUGUGUAAAGAUGCUAGUUCCCUUCUAACGGAGUCGUUGAACAUAAUAGUUGAUGUUAUAGAUCGCAUUCAAACAUGUCUCGAAGACAGCGGCUCUUAUACCAACUACCUAGUUCCCUGUAUCAAUGUAGCCUACGACAAUAUAAGCAAUAUUGUGAUCAGGACAAUCCAACUGCGGCAUCUCAUUGAUAAUAUGUUACCUAUAAAAAUAAUUUACACCAAGAACUGCUUUGCCAUUGUUAUGAUUGAUAUGAAACGACAACGGGAUGAGAUAGAAACUAAUUUAUUUAAAUAGUAUAUUCAUAUAUCUGCAAUGAACUAAAUAAUAUAUUUUUAACCCACAUACAUUAAAAUCUACUAAAAAGAAAAACCCAAAAAUAAAAUAUUUUUUUUUUAAAU